Molecule: messenger RNA, 1389 nt
Organism: Helianthus annuus (common sunflower)
Lineage: Eukaryota; Viridiplantae; Streptophyta; Magnoliopsida; Asterales; Asteraceae
Product: proline-rich extensin-like protein EPR1
Exons: 3
Coding region: 1-1389 (462 amino acids)
Source: RefSeq, a predicted model, not a curated record
AUGAUCAAGAGUAAAAAAUCGUUGUUAAAGAAAGAGUUUGAGUUGUUUACGAGUGUGCCUGGAGAAACUACAAAGACUCUCAUUGAAAGAUAUUGUCAUCUUGUGCGUUCGAUGUCUCAGUUGAAAAUUACUAAAUCUCCAGAUGAAUGGGUUGAGAAGCUAGCUAAUGCGUUACUGCAGAAAGAAUGGGACACCAUGCCAUCAUCUUCAGAUACUGGAGUAUCGGAUACUUUGGAUCCUAUAACGAUCGUGUCGGACGAUGAGAUUCUGUCAGAGAGUGAGGUUUACACAUCAGACACUACUAGCACAGAUGAGGAUGACUUCCAGCCGUUUGCUCUUCCUGAUUUUGGGGACGAUAUUCCUAUUGCUGAUGGCCUUUUCGGCGGAGACCUACCUCUUCUUCAGGUCCCUGCUCCUCUACCGCUCGCCGCAGUUCCUCUCGAGGAUCUGCCUCAUGAUGAGUUCACUGAUGAUGACAUCGAUUUGUUCCUAGAGGGUCCCCCGGAGGGUGACCAGGAUGGUGUGGCCCUCAUGGAUGCCGAUGUCCCUUUUGCUGAUGAUCCUGUUGUCGACCCUGUUGUUCCCUUGGCUGAGAUUCCUGCUGAUGUGCCCAUUGCUGAUCCCGUAGUUCCAGUCGAGGCUCCUAUUAAGGAGGCUCCUUUUGAUCUAUUCGGUCCUUACUCAUUCGAGUCUGUAGCGUCCGCUUCACUGCACGCCCAGGGCAUACAGCACUAUUCCUCUGACUCCGACUCAGACAUGGCGAUGUCUGUUGCGCCCCUCGUUCCCCACGACGUUGACCCAGAUCCGGAGGUUGAGUUUUUGCCUGUUGAGCCAGCUCCAGUUGGUCCGGAGCCGGUCGUUGCUCAUGACCCCAUUGUUGCCCCACCUGUUGCACAUUUGCCAGACCCUUUACCUGAGCCUGCUCAUGUCGAUAUGCCAGAAAUAGCACCACAUGUCAUUGUUGCGCCCGUCGAUUUACCACCGGAUGAUGAUGACUACCUACCGUUUGUGCUACCCAUCACUCCUCCUGUAGCACCUGUUUCCGCACCUAUUGAGAUUCCAUUGUUUCACCCACACACCUCUGACGUCUAUCGCACUGAUCUUCCCAUCACAUACCUCCAGGACAUUCCGCCACCUCGUCCUGGGGAGGGUUCAUCGAGGCAGCCGCCUGUUUUUGUUCCACCUGUAUCGUCAUCAGUUCUGUUCAUGUCUCAGUUCCCUCACACUGCACCACCUAUUGUACCUUCCGGGGAGCCGUUUCUGUGGGCUUCGCCCAAUGUUAUGCCGUUGUCAGACCCGUACCACCCUUUUCAUGUGGGGUACACGACAGAGGACAUACUCAUCUCUCUACAGCUACAGCAGGACGCACUUAGUCGUCGCAUUCAGUAG